Condylura cristata (star-nosed mole) is the source of this 1773-nucleotide messenger RNA. RefSeq names its product Krueppel-related zinc finger protein 1-like. Gene Ontology annotation, biological process: regulation of DNA-templated transcription. The record is from RefSeq and is a predicted model, not a curated record. The coding region runs from base 1 to 1761 and encodes 586 amino acids. NCBI's taxonomy places the organism in Eukaryota, Metazoa, Chordata, Mammalia, Eulipotyphla, Talpidae. The transcript has a single exon.
AUGGCCUUGGGGUUCUUAAGAGCUAGGAGACGAGAAGCAUUUGUGUCCUUCCAUGAUGUAGUUGUGGACUUUACCCAGGAUGAGUGGAGACUGUUAAGCUAUGCUCAAAGGACAAUGUACAAGGAUGUGAUGCUGGAAAACUACAGUAACCUGGUAUCCGUGGGAAUUCCACUCUCUAAACCAACACUUGUCAUUCUGCUAGAGCAGGGUGAAGAGCCUUGGAGAAAUAAGAGAGAACAUCUGCUCAACCCCUAUUCAGCAAUUCCCAAAUCAGGAAGUCAAUCAUAUUCUUCCUCCACUCUGGAUUUCUGCAGUCAACAUCUCUGCCACCAGGAUCAUCAAGCUCCGGUCCUCCCAGGCGUAUUUGUGGGAACUCUCCAACUAUCAGAUCUCUGCCUAGCAUAUCAGAAGCAGCCACAACAGCCACUCUCUUCUGAAAGUGCCUGUAGUGACAGAGUGGAAGGAGAACACCGAGGUAAUGACUCCAAAACCUUUUUUCAGAGGACAAGGGAGAGGGUUCCUUCAAGAACCUUCUCAAAGGAAGGCAAGGCAACAGUGGAAAUAAAGUUCAGUUCAGCUGAGAAAGCAAGCCCUUUAGAAACUGACAAAAUACUAAAGUGGGUAGGUGUCUCUGGAUUUGAAGUAGUCAGGUGUGGAAAUGGUGACCUAGGUUUGCACCAGAAAUCAGCCCUCUUCGUCCAUCACAGGAACCACUCAAGGGGAAAACCUUAUUUUUGCUGUGAUUGUGGUCGAAGUUUUAGCUAUAAGUCAGCCCUCAUCACACAUAAGAGAUCACAUACAGGAGAGAAACCUUAUCUCUGCACCGAGUGUGGGCAAGCCUUUAGCCAGAAAUCAAACUUAAUCACACACAAGAUGGCACACUCUGGGGAGAAGCCCUUUGCUUGUGAGGAGUGUGGGCGGAGCUUUAGCCAGAAGUCAACCCUCAUCCGACAUCUAAGGACACACUCGGGAGAGAGGCCCUUUGUGUGCCAGGAGUGUGGGCGAGCUUUUAGGGAUAAGUCAAACCUUAUCACACACCAGAAGACCCACUCCUGGGAGAAGCCUCACAUGUGCAAUGACUGUAGAAGGCUAUUUAGAGAUAAGUCAACGCUCAACAAACACCGACAGAUUCAUUCAGUGGAGAGCCCUCAUCUGUGCAGUGAAUGUGGCCGGAGUUUUAGUCAGAAGUCGUACCUCAUAAAACAUAAGAGGAUACACUCUGGUGAGAAACCUUUUGUGUGUCAAGAGUGUGGGCGAGGCUUUAGUGAUAAGUCAAACCUUACCACACACCAGAGGACACACUCAGGGGAGAACCCAUAUAUGUGUGCAGAGUGCGGACGAAGGUUUAGUGUGAAGUCAGCUCUCAUUACGCACCAGAGGACACACUCAGGAGAGAAGCCUUACCUGUGCAAAGAAUGUGGGCGAGGCUUUAGACAUAAGUCAACUCUCACUGCACAUCAGAGGACACACUCGGGUGAGAAACCCUUUUUGUGCAGGGAAUGUGGACGAUGCUUUAGACAGAAGUCACACCUCAUCAGUCAUGAGAGGACACACUCUGGGGAGAAGGCUUAUGUUUGCAUGGAAUGCGGACAUGGCUUUAACCAGAAAGCAAAUUUAGUCAGGCACAAACUGUCCCACUCAAAGGAGAAACCAUUUGUGUGUAUGGAGUGUGGGAAAGGCUUUAGUCAAAAGUUAGCCCUCAUGAGACAUCAACAGAUGCAUUCUGAGGAGAAGCUGUAUGUAUGCAGGGAGUGUGAAUAGGGCUUUAGUGAC